Messenger RNA from Miniopterus natalensis, 1285 nucleotides. Lineage: Eukaryota; Metazoa; Chordata; Mammalia; Chiroptera; Miniopteridae. The record is from RefSeq and is a predicted model, not a curated record.
AUGACCGCCCACCCCUUGGGGACCAACCAGGAAGCCCCCACGCCCGGCCCUUCCAUAGCCCCCCCUUGCACACCCCCUUCCGCGGACCCCCUGACUCCGUCCCUCCCCACAGGCACUGGGAUCCUGUCCUCCCAGCCGGAGGAAAACCCCCACUGGUGGAACGCCAACAUGGUCUUCAUCCCCUACUGCUCCAGUGACGUCUGGAGUGGGGCUUCACCCAAGUCCGACAAGAACGAAUAUGCCUUCAUGGGCACCCUCAUCAUCCAGGAGGUGGUUCGAGAGCUCCUGGGCAAAGGGCUGAGUGGGGCCAAGGUGCUGCUGCUGGCAGGGAGCAGCGCGGGGGGCACUGGGGUGCUGCUGAACGUGGACCGCGUGGCCGAGCAGCUGCAGGAGCUGGGCCACCCGGCCGUCCAGGUGCGGGGCCUGGUCGACUCGGGCUGGUUCCUGGACAACAAGCAGUACCGGCGCACCGACUGCAUCGACACGGUCACCUGCGCGCCCACCGAGGCCAUCCGCCGGGGCAUCAGGUACUGGAACGGGAUGGUGCCGGAGCGCUGCCGGGGCCAAUUCAAGGAGGGCGAAGAGUGGAACUGCUUCUUUGGCUAUAAGGUCUACCCCACCCUGCGCUGCCCAGUGUUCGUGGUGCAGUGGCUGUUUGAUGAGGCCCAGCUGACUGUGGACAACGUGCACCUCACGGGACAGCCGGUGCAGGAGGGCCAGUGGCUGUACAUCCAGAACGUGGGCCGGGAGCUGCGACAGACGCUCAAGGACGUGUCGGCCAGCUUUGCCCCAGCCUGCCUGUCCCACGAGAUCAUCCUGCGAAGCCACUGGACGGACGUCCAGGUGAAGGGGACCUCGCUGCCACGGGCACUUCACUGCUGGGACAGGAGCCUCCACGACAACCACAAGGCCGGCAAGACCCCCCUGAAGGGCUGCCCGGUCCACCUGGUGGACAGCUGCUCCUGGCCCCACUGCAACCCCUCGUGUCCCACUAUCCGGGACCAGUUCACGGGGCAGGAGAUGAACGUGGCCCAGUUCCUCAUGCACAUGGGCUUCGACGUGCAGACCAUGGCGCAGCAGCAGGGCCUGGAGCCCAGCAAGCUCCUGGGGAUGCUGAGCGGCGGGAGCUAGGGGUCCCGCCGGAGGGCCCCCCGCCACCUGCCCGCCCCUCCCAGGACGGACAGGGCCUGGCUGUCCUCCACGCCGGGCCUGGACGCCCACCCCCAGCAGCCUUCACUGCCCCUCUGCCUGCGGGAGGCCCGGCCGGACACGGUGGCUUCGGGAC